AUGUAUAAAUACAUCGUAGUAUUCACCAUCGCCAGUGCUGUGGCACUACCAAACCCUGACGAUGUGAAAACAGUGGAUAAAGUUCGCGGAAUCAAAAAGGACUGUGCCAACGGACUUUUAAGCCCCACGUGUUUAAAAAUGGGAGCUAUCACGUUUUUGGAAAAACUUAACAACAAGGAUGAAGUGUCUUUAAUUCCUGGUGUUAGUCUAGUGAAGGAUGGUGGUAAAACUAAUUCCGAAUCAGUGGCUGCGGAUUUAGCUAGAUCGUUCUCUGGUGAUUCUGAUGAGAGGUUGGAUAAAUCUCUGCUGUUCCACGUUGGGAGCUUCCUGGACAGUCAUUCGGUGAAGCUGAGGCUGCUGGAUGAUAAUGCGGUUGAGGAGGCGAAGACGGCGAUGUCUGAAGGCAGAGGAAAGAUGGGGGGACUUGGAGGCAAAAAGGGAGGCAUGGGUGGUCUCAUGGCUAUGGCAAUGAUGAUGAAGGCUUGGGGGACGCCUCUGUCCAGCAGUAUCGAUAAUUUGUGGUCGCUUAUGGUGUUCAGAUAA
This is a messenger RNA of Helicoverpa zea (corn earworm), 543 nucleotides long. RefSeq lists its product as uncharacterized. The record is from RefSeq and is a predicted model, not a curated record. The transcript has 2 exons. Bases 1 to 543 code for a protein of 180 amino acids. NCBI's taxonomy places the organism in Eukaryota, Metazoa, Arthropoda, Insecta, Lepidoptera, Noctuidae.